Linum tenue is the source of this 1826-nucleotide messenger RNA. NCBI's taxonomy places the organism in Eukaryota, Viridiplantae, Streptophyta, Magnoliopsida, Malpighiales, Linaceae. The record is from the annotation of a GenBank genome assembly.
CAACAGCUGGACUUCGGCUUUCCCUCGUAAGUCGCAAGUAGUAGGAAAGUAGGAGACUCCUUUCUUUCAUCACUCAAGUCUCAGUCGCACCGCGCCAUAAACCCUUCACCCCGGCCACCGCCGCCGCUUCCCUCCAUCAGAGUCCACAGCAGAGGCUAUCACUCCUUCGCCUUCUCCGCCGCAGUUACAGUUCUCUCUGUUCUCCGGCGAAAUCCUCCGGCUGCCUUUGCUCGCUUCUUCCUCCCCCCACCACCUUCUUCUCCUUCGAUUAGCGGAAGGAACUUCGCCGGAGGUUACAUUGUGCUGUUCAUUGUUUAUCCACCAAUGGCUGCUACAUCGUCUUCCUUAUCUUCCUGCUUGUUGAGCGAUCAUGGAAUCGCUGCCGGUGAUCCUGCAAAGUGCUAUACCGCUAAGCAAGCAGUGUCUGCAAAGUCACUGUCUAUGUCAUCUAGGCUAAGACAUUCCAUGGAGGCUAGUAGGCUUUCGUCGACUACUACGAGAGGUCCAGCUCGCUGCUGCAGUGCCGUGGAGACGAAGAUCAGUCCUUUGUUCACAUUAGGGAAGAAGUUCCAUCUCGAUGAUGUGAUCGAGGCGCAGCAAUUUGAUAGAGAUACUCUCAAUGCUAUAUUUGAAGUUGCUAGGGAGAUGGAAGAGAUUGAGAUGAAUCCAUCUGGAAGCCAAAUUCUCAAGGGGUUUAUUAUGGCUACCCUUUUUUACGAGCCUUCUACUCGUACUCGGCUGUCUUUUGAAUGUGCGAUGAAGAGGCUCGGCGGGGAAGUUUUGACGACCGAGAAUGCCAGAGAGUUUUCUUCGGCUGCCAAGGGGGAGACACUUGAAGAUACGAUUCGAACGGUUGAAGGGUAUUCGGAUAUCAUUGUGCUGCGUCAUUUUGAAAGUGGUGCUACGAGGAGAGCAGCUGCAACAGCUAGCAUCCCCGUCAUUAAUGCAGGGGAUGGUCCUGGGCAGCAUCCUACCCAGGCCCUUUUGGAUAUUUACACUAUUGACAGAGAGAUCGGCAAAUUGGAUGGUAUCAAAGUGGCACUUGUGGGAGAUCUUGCUAAUGGAAGGACAGUUCGAUCACUUGCAUAUUUACUUGCAAAAUAUAAAGACGUGAAGAUCUAUUUUGUCUCCCCUGAGGUGGUGAAGAUGAAGGUAACAGAACCAUUGAUGUCACUGAACGAGAAAGUGAUUUGGAAACACUUCACAGUAUUAAAUAGGUAGAAUGAUUGAUCUCUGGAUUUUUGUUGUCUGGACCUGAAAACCCUACUCAGGACGACAUAAAGGAUUAUCUAACAUCCGAGGGGGUAGAAUGGGAAGAGAGCGCCGACUUAAUCGACGUGGCAUCCAAAUGUGACGUCGUGUAUCAAACUCGAAUUCAGAAAGAACGCUUUGGAGAGAGAACUGAUCUCUAUGAAGAAGCUCGUGGGAAGUAUAUAGUAGACAGUGAUGUGCUGGAUGUGAUGCAGAAGCAUGCUGUUGUCAUGCACCCUCUCCCACGGCUUGACGAGAUAACUGUGGAUGUCGAUUUGGAUCCUAGAGCUGCGUAUUUCAGACAAGCCAAGAACGGGCUCUAUAUUCGUAUGGCUCUUCUGAAGCUUCUACUGGUUGGCUGGUGAACAUUGAUUGCCUGUGGUGUCUUACUGAGUCGGAUUCCUUGGAAAAUUCUGUUGCAUUUCGUUUGCCUGAUCUGGUUUUGUAGAGGAAUUUGAUGGAACCAGUAGUUCUUUCAGUUUUGUUCCUUUAUUUAUAGAUAACAUCUUGAGUGUUUUAAGGUGAAUCAAAUUAUUGGAACGCUUUAAUUCUUCAUAGAUAACAUCUCAAACAUU